GAUAUUAGUAAAUGUAGUGUUUGUCGCCAAAAAUAAGCAUUGAUUAGGGUUUUCGUGAUAACUAAUUUUACCUGCAAUCACAAGUCUGAGACUCAGUCACACACACAGCGGCACCACUUUCCUUCGAGAAAUCAUGACUAAGAGAACGAAGAAGGCAGGGAUUGUUGGAAAAUAUGGUACCAGAUAUGGUGCUAGUCUACGGAAGCAGAUUAAGAAGAUGGAAGUUAGUCAACAUAGCAAAUUUUUCUGCGAGUUUUGUGGAAAGUAUGCCGUGAAAAGGAAGGCUGUAGGAAUAUGGGGAUGCAAGGAUUGUGGGAAAGUGAAAGCAGGGGGUGCCUACACUUUGAAUACUGCAAGUGCUGUGACUGUGCGGAGCACCAUCCGGAGGUUGAGAGAACAAACCGAGAGUUGAGCUUUUUAAAGGUUGAUUUAACUUUUAAGAUUUUGGUUAAAUUUACUCGAUAAAUUACUAGUUUGUGUUCAGAGAGCUCUGUGUUGUUGGAAUGCAAUGUGAACCAAGUUUUUUGUUCUUAUCAACGAAUACCAUGAUUUAAUUGCUUAGACCUGUUUUCUGUAUUGGAGCACAAUAGCUUCAUAUUUUAUUUUGAACUUGGGGAUUUUGCUUUGUUACACUUUUUUUUUACACUCCUUGCAACCAAUUUUAAGCUCACAAAAA
Cicer arietinum (chickpea) is the source of this 676-nucleotide messenger RNA. RefSeq names its product large ribosomal subunit protein eL43. Gene Ontology annotation, cellular component: ribosome. Gene Ontology annotation, molecular function: structural constituent of ribosome. The record is from RefSeq and is a predicted model, not a curated record. Gene Ontology annotation, biological process: translation. Lineage: Eukaryota; Viridiplantae; Streptophyta; Magnoliopsida; Fabales; Fabaceae.